This is a messenger RNA of Eriocheir sinensis (Chinese mitten crab), 1534 nucleotides long. RefSeq lists its product as uncharacterized. The transcript has 2 exons. The record is from RefSeq and is a predicted model, not a curated record. Bases 793 to 1215 code for a protein of 140 amino acids. Lineage: Eukaryota; Metazoa; Arthropoda; Malacostraca; Decapoda; Varunidae.
AAGCAUAGACUUCACAACUAGUUGACGGGAAAUCUCUUCAGUCUUGGCGCGCUGGCUUCGCGUAAGGGGCCGAUUGUUAUGGCGACUUUCACUGCGACAACUCAAACACACUCUGCGUUCUUACUCCGAAUUUAAGUGGAAACAGGACGAAAUCUUCAAGUUUUAGUGCAUACAAGCAGGCAGAAGUGUCUCUAGAGUGAUUUGGUCGAGGAUUCAAGGUAACUUAUAUAAAAUAGCACCAUGCGUGCACUUUGAAAACGUUGUGUAAAAAAUGGCAAAUUUGCGUAACUUUAGGUUGAAAUCUUUACGUAAAAUGAAUGAUAACUGUAGGAUAGUGAGGUCCACAGUUUUACGUAUUAGGAAACAAGAAAUGUACGUUUAGUUAGUGCCUACAUGGCAACUCAGCUCAGUUCCCGCGUCGCCUAACUCGCCUUAGGCACGCAGUCAGCUGGGCACUUCCCCUCUGUAAAGGAUUAUCGCUGUUCUGCCUCUGUUUACUCUCCAAGUAAAGGACCUACAGUUAUUAAUCGUCUCUGUACCCUUCCCCACAACUGCAAGGAUCCAGAGGACGAUACAAGAAGACACAGAAGGCAGUGGAUCGAGUGGAAGUUCCUCCAGGAGAUUGGCGAGAUUUGCAAGGUUUGGGCCGGCAAGGAGAAGAAGAAGAGGGGGACAAAGAUCGGCAGGCUGCCGACACCCACCGCCUCGGCUCUGCACAUCACGUGCAAUGCCCUGCCCGCCUCCUGCAGGGACAUCAUCCUCCGCAAGAUCCCCGGGGUCGAGUAUGUGUGCAUGGGGAAGGCCAACUCUGACCCGACUGAGCACUCUUUCGGCAAGCGCCGCACCAUGUGCGGCGCCAACUACUGGACGAGCGUGCAGAACUUCAUGGUGAGCAACAGGUUGGCCCAGCGCCUGCAUUUGCUGAAGCUCGUCGGGUUCUUCCCCGGGGACGUGCAGGCCGACCUGGACCGGGCCAAGGCAGAGGAGAAGGAGGACGACGAGGUGAUCUUGGCCCAGCUUGCCAGGGAGCUGACCGACGACCAGCCGGACCCGCCGACGGACGAGUUGCUCCUCGCCGCGGUCGGCAACUACGCCGGCUACCUGGCCAGGAAGGUCCAGGCCAACUCCUCUGUGGCCGAGUGCUGCAAGCAGGAGCUUGCCCAGCAGGAGGAGAUGAAGAUUACCGUGGAGCUCGAGACGACCCGCCCUCUGUGAUGUUCGACGCCCUGGUCGAGCUGGUCGACAGGGGAGAGCUGGAGACGGGCCGGGCGGUCCUGAAGCGGCCAUCUCUCCCAAUGGCCCACAUGGCGUCCUUCGGGAUGUCGCUGUGGGACUCCCUGAUGUGCAGGGAGGACAAGAAGGAGCGCAGGUUGAGGUUCCUCUCCCUUGCCAUGCGCCACAGGGACGGGUUCAGGCACCUCCUGGAGUUCCUGGCGGCCUCAGACCCGACCUUGCAGGGGUACAGGUGCCAGGAGGGGCACAACCUGGCCAACACCAUCUUGCCGCACAUCAGCAGGUCCCUCUUCAACUGUUU